This is a messenger RNA of Entamoeba invadens IP1, 615 nucleotides long. RefSeq lists its product as hypothetical. The record is from RefSeq and is a predicted model, not a curated record. The transcript has a single exon. Lineage: Eukaryota; Evosea; Mastigamoebida; Endamoebidae. The coding region runs from base 1 to 615 and encodes 204 amino acids.
AUGAACAGACGAAGAAGCUCUGUCCGGGUUCCUCGGGCCGAACAACAAAAGUACAUGCAAAAUAAACGUGACAAACAGGACAUGGAGACGUUUCAAACUUUUGUCCUUGUGUCACUGUUGAACUCGUUUUGUGGGGUGGUCAUUGCCAAGUCUCGCAAAGUCCCGUCGUUGACAGUACCACAGCCACAAGUCAAAAAAUUACUCUUCCCCGAAGGGGAAAUCAACCUCUUCAAACUGGCACAGGAUUAUAGCAAAAACCUUUUCGACGCCGAUUUGCAAAACGGAAUGAAAAGGGACAGUGCUAUGAGAAGGUUAGAGAAAAACAGAAAAACAUUCGUCCACAACAUGAUGUUUGAUUUAUUGCUCGAGAAGGGAUUUUUCUUUAACUCAACACUGUCGAGAAAGACUAAAAAGACUCUCAGGAUGGAAAGAAUUACAACAAUUUUUCUUGAGGGAAUGUUGUUUUUGCACCACGAAGAAAUGAUCGACCUUGGGAAGGAGGUGCUUGACGAAAUCGAUGCCAGACUCUUCGGUAAAAAGGAGAUUUGUAUUGAGGCAAACGAUCCAACGAUUAUGACUCUGACAAUAGAGAAGAGUACAUGUGCCUCUCUCUGA